This is a messenger RNA of Mauremys mutica (yellowpond turtle), 972 nucleotides long. RefSeq names its product olfactory receptor 10A7-like. NCBI's taxonomy places the organism in Eukaryota, Metazoa, Chordata, Testudines, Geoemydidae. Gene Ontology annotation, biological process: G protein-coupled receptor signaling pathway. Gene Ontology annotation, cellular component: membrane. The coding region runs from base 1 to 972 and encodes 323 amino acids. The record is from RefSeq and is a predicted model, not a curated record. Gene Ontology annotation, molecular function: olfactory receptor activity; G protein-coupled receptor activity. The transcript has a single exon.
AUGAACUCUACCACACGUUGUGAGGAGCUGGCACAAGGAAACAGCACUGCCGUGAGUGAGUUCAUUAUCUUGGGAUUUUCCAGUAGCCUGUUAGGGCAGGUGCUGCUUUUCCUGUUGUGUUUUGCUAUCUACACUCUCACCCUGCUGGGAAACAGCCUCAUUGUUCUCAUCACACUGGCUGACCCAGCCCUCCACAUCCCCAUGUAUUUCUUCAUGGGGAACUUGUCCUUCCUGGAGAUUUGCUACAGUUCAGUCACCCUGCCCAAGAUGAUGGUCAUCUCCCUCACUGGGGAUAACACCAUCUCCUUCACAGGUUGUGCAGCUCAGAUGUACUUUUUCCUUCUCCUGGGCUCUGCUGAGUGCUAUCUCCUGGCUACCAUGGCCUAUGACCGCUAUGUGGCCAUAUGCCACCCUCUGCGCUACGUGUCCAUCAUGGAGAGGAGGUCUUGUGUCUGGCUUGUGGCUGGGUCCUGGCUGAGUGGGAUUCCCGUUUCCUUCAUUCAAACCACCUUGGUCUUCACCUCCCCGUUCUGUGGCCCCAACAAAAUUGACCAUUUCUUCUGCGAUGUGGCACCUGUGCUGCGACUGGUCUGUGCCGACACAUCCCGCAACGAGAUGUCCAACAUCACAGUCACUGUGGUCUUCCUCGCCACCCCCUUCACCCUCAUCCUCACCUCCUAUGCCUGCAUCAUUGUCACCAUCCUAAAAAUGUCCUCCCCAGGGAGCAGACAUAGAGCCUUCUCCACCUGCUCUUCACACCUGGUGGUUGUGACACUCUUUUACGGUUCUGGCAUGGUCAUGUAUCUGCGUCCCAGAUCCAGCUACAUGCCAGAGAAUGACAAGCUGCUGUCCCUCUUCUAUACCGUGGUCACUCCCAUGCUGAACCCCAUCAUCUACAGCCUGAGGAAUGAGGAGGUGAAGGGGGCACUGAGGAGGAGGGUGUCUGGGAAGAGGUUGUCCCCAUUACAAUAA